This is a messenger RNA of Hordeum vulgare subsp. vulgare (domesticated barley), 3428 nucleotides long. RefSeq names its product scarecrow-like protein 34. The record is from RefSeq and is a predicted model, not a curated record. Gene Ontology annotation, molecular function: DNA-binding transcription factor activity; sequence-specific DNA binding. The transcript has a single exon. Gene Ontology annotation, cellular component: nucleus. Gene Ontology annotation, biological process: regulation of DNA-templated transcription. Bases 598 to 2979 code for a protein of 793 amino acids. NCBI's taxonomy places the organism in Eukaryota, Viridiplantae, Streptophyta, Magnoliopsida, Poales, Poaceae.
AACGGAUAAAAUAACCAUCCGUUUGAGUCAGUCGGUUGGAGUUGCUGUUAUUGAUGGUACUCGUUCCGACCAUGUCCCCUCUGCUCGAUGUCUCCGUCGCUAACAUGGCGCAACGACAGAUACCCAGUUGACAACAAUGGGUGUAGGAUCCCACAUAAUUGCACAGUGUGCGUUCCCCUGAUCUGAUGGAUGUUGACCAGUUGAGCCUUGCGGGCUCGUCGAUGAUCCAACGGCCCAAAGGAAAGCAAACGACGUGCCCGUGCGGCUUUGACGCCAACACUACCGGGGCCACUACGACUUUCUACCAGCGAGCGUCCUCCUCGGCCCUUUCCUUCCUCCUGUCGUCGCCGCGCGCCGCAGCCGCAGCCGCAUCUGCAUCUGCAUCUCAGCCUCCUUCCCGCGGAACCUUCCCGGGCCUUCCGCCGCGCGCCGGAGCUCUCCUCGUCCCGGCGGUGCUUGCUUGGUUGGACCCCAAGCUCAGACCAUUUUUGUAGCCCAGCUCAUCUCCCAUCCAUGACCCCCUCCACAAAACACCACUAGUCACUGUUGCUAUUGCUAGCUAAGCCGUCAUACACGGCAACCACCUGGGCCUAGGCCAUGGCCGCCACGCCGGACGAGUUCCUGCGGGCGGGGGACUUCCUCGCCGACGCGGAGCCCUUCUCCCCGUCGCUCUUCCUCGACCUGCCGCCAACGCCGUCUCCCCCACGCGCCGCCCCUGCCUCCGACGACCUCGACCUCGACUUCAUCUCACGCAUGCUCAUGGAGGAGGACAUGGACGACAAAUUCUUCUACCAGUAUCCCGACCACCCCGCCAUCCUCUCCGCGCAGCACCGGCUGGCCCAGGUCAUCUCCGGCUCCAACACCGCCCCAUCCACCGACGACUCCGCCAACACCACCGUCGCCAGCUCCACCUUCUCCUCCGACUCUGCCACCGGCAGAUCGGCCUCCUCCUGCUCCGACUCAGCCACAAACACCGGCAAAUCGACCUGCUCCUUCCACUCCACCACCAACACCGCCCACUCCACCUCCUGUUCCUCCUCACCCGGCGGCCUCGCCCCCGCCAAUCCCACCUGGCCUUACGACCGAAUCUAUCUGUCCCAGCCCCUCCACUCCCCGCCAUACAAUGCCAACAACCUCUUCUUUUCCGGCGUCGGCACGCCUACCGCGGGAUAUUUCGGGCAUACCCCGGCGCUCUCCAAGGGCAACAACGACUAUUUCUUGGCCCCCGCCGGCCAGAACGGCCGCAGCACGGGCAUGCAGAGCUUUGCGGCUUUGUCGAAUAGUAGCGCGGCCAAGGACGCCAAGACCUUAUCGAACAAUGGCGGCUCUUGCCGAGGUGGCCCAUGCACCCCGGCCUCGGCCUUCUUCAAUGGCCAGACCGACGGUGACGUGGACAUGCUCAACAUGGCGUUUCGCAAGGGCAUGGAGGAGGCCAACAAGUUCUUGCCCACCACCAACACCCUCGACGCCAUUUCCAACAAGCCGGUACUGCGCGACUUGACCGGUGACCAAUUGAAGAAGGAGGAGGUGGAUAGACUCAGAAUGUCGAUGUUCAGUAAUGGCCGGGGGCGCAAGAACAGGCAUGGGGCGGAAGACUUGGAGGCGGAGGUUGGCAGGAGAAGCAAGCUGAUGAUGCCGGAACAGGAGGAUACAGGGGUAGGCGAGAUGGUGGAGGAAAUAAUGCUUCACGGCCACGAGAUCAUCAUGAAGGGGAUAGAGGAUCUGCACAUAGCAAUGGACACCGAGGCCGAGAAGAACCACAGGAAGGGCGCCAGCAAGGCAGCGCGGGGGAGGCGGGGUGCAAGCGAGGUCGUCGACCUGCGCACCAUGCUCAUCCACUGUGCGCAGGCGGUGGCCACGGGCGACCGCCGGGGAUCGAAUGAGCUACUCAAGCAGAUUAAGCAGCACUCGUCGGCAAAGGGGGAUGCCACCCAGAGGUUGGCGUAUUGUUUCGCCGAGGGACUGGAAGCGCGCCUCGCAGGCACGGGCAGCCAUGUGUACCAGUCGCUCAUGGCCAAGAGCACCUCGGUCGGGGAGUUUCUCAGGGCAUACAAGCUGUACAUGGCAGCCAGCAGUUUCAGGAAGGUGAACUUUAUUUUUGUUGGCAAGAUCAUCAUGGAUGCCAUGGUGGGGAAGAGCCGCUUGCACAUCGUGGAUUACAAUGUGCAAUAUGGAUUCCAGUGGCCAGGUUUGCUACAGAUGCUAGCAGAAAGGGAAGGCGGUCCGCCGGACGUGAGGAUCACUGGCAUUGACCUCCCUCAGCCUGGCUUCCGCCCAGCCUUCCAGAUUGAGGAGACAGGCCGUCGGCUCAGCAAAUGUGCCCGAGAGUUUGGCGUGCCAUUCAAGUACCACGGUAUACCUGCAAAGUUUGAGACAGUCCAUGCGGAGGACCUAAAUAUCGACCCAGAUGAGGUGCUCAUCGUCACCAGCCAGUCUGGUUUCAGCAACCUGAUGGACGAAAGUGUUAUCAUGGACAGGCAGGACAUCCCGAGCCCCAGAGACAUGGUCCUUAGCAACAUCCGCAAGAUGCGGCCUGAUGUGUUCAUUGACUGCGUUGUCAAUGGAACCUAUGGCGCGCCUUUCUUUGUGACACGAUUCCGGGAGGCACUCUUCUCCUAUUCGGCGCAAUUCGACAUGCUGGAUGCGACCAUCCCCCGUGACAAUGACGACCGGCUGCUCAUCGAGCGGGAUAUCUUCGGUCCGUGUGCCCUGAAUGUCAUUGCCUGCGAGGGUGCAGAUCGAGUCGAUCGGCCUGAAACUUAUAAGCAAUGGCAGGUGCGGGGUCACCGGGCUGGGCUGAGGCAGGUUCCAUUGAGCCCGGCUGUUGUUAAGCUUGUGAGGGAUAAGGUUAAGACCCUCUACCACAAAGACUUUCUCAUCGACGUGGAUAACCGUUGGUUGCUGCAGGGGUGGAAGGGGCGGGUACUCUACGCCAUGUCGACAUGGGUAGCUGCUGACCAUGAUUACUCCAAAUUUUAGCUGCUUUUCUUCACUUCAUUUCAGAGUGCAGAUGAAGAAGGUAAUUGUGCUUAACACACGCAACCAACAGAAAUAUCGCCCCGGCGGAUUUGGUUCAUUACACGAUGGUUUGGACAGGGGGCAAAAGUUUUAUGGUAGCACUAAGUAGGGACGCAGAGUAGUGUCUUGUAAUGUUUAGAUGAUUAGAGAUGCACAGGAUUUAGGUGUAGUUGCAGACAUGCUGCGUAGCUGCGAUAAUGCACAACAAAAUGAGAACCCUGAUCUUCCUUUCCUAGUGUAUGGCUAUAUGCUCUCUUGUACUCCAGGUGGCAAGCAAUUUAACAGAUCACAGCAGUUGAUUUUAUGCUUUGUGUCUUAUGAACUUCAGUUUCUGUUGUAUCAUCAAAUUUCCUUGUGGAAGGUGAAACAGAUGCUUGAUUGAGCAAUAAAAGUUGCAUUGGUUGCUCGCA